This is a messenger RNA of Closterium sp. Naga37s-1, 2724 nucleotides long. The record is from the annotation of a GenBank genome assembly. NCBI's taxonomy places the organism in Eukaryota, Viridiplantae, Streptophyta, Zygnematophyceae, Desmidiales, Closteriaceae.
AUGGACCAGAACGGCAACACCUUUUCGGUGAGGCCGCAGCAGCUGACAUUCGUGGAAGUGGGGGAGGAGGAUUUCAAUGCUGCCGAUCUCUCCUCCUUCCUCUCCUCCGUCGACUCAUUAACGGCUGAUGCAUCCCUCCUGGAGAUGGUGUGGGAGAUGUUUCUUUCAGAGCAGCCCACAGUCACGACUCAGGGAAUGUCCCGCCACGUGUAUUCUCAAAAGCGACUCACAUAUUGUAUCCUAUCCCUGCCCGCUCCUCUCAACCACCAGGCUGAUGCAUCCCUCCUGGAGAUGGUGUGGGAGAUGUUCCUUUCAGAGCAGCCCACAGUCACAACACAGGAAUUUGCAGAGAUCGCGUUUGGGGAGGCUGAGGAUCCGCUAGUGCCGCACUUUGCCGCCCACCGAAUGCUGACUGCCGACCGCAUCUUCUUCAAGAGAGUCCGCGGUGCCGCCCACUCCUUUGAGCUGCGCCCGCCCGUGCAGGUGGAGCAGCUGAGGAAGCAGGCAGCAGCGGAGGCAGCAGUGCGAGCAGAGCAAGAGGAGAUCGUGACCUGCAUUCGAGAAGCGCUGAGGCUGCCUCCAGGGCACAAGCCCUUUUCUUUUCCAGGCGAAUCAUUUCCUAACACCUCAUCCCAACCCCAUCCCAACGGCAACAGGUCAAGAGACCUGGUUCCUACAGGCGAAUGUAUUCCUUACUCCUCUCCCCUAUCCCAACAGGUGGAGCAGCUAAGGAAGCAAGCAGCAGCCGAAGCAGCAGUGCGUGCAGAGCAAGAGGAGUUCGUGACCUGCAUUCGAGAAGCGCUGAGGCUGCCUCCAGGGCAGAAACCAACACCAGAGAUCUGGAGAGAAAGGAUAGAGGGGAUGGAGAGAGCAGAGGAGCAAGGAGGGGCAGGAGAGGAGGGUGAAGGAGGAGGAGGGGAGGGGGAAGGGGAGCGGCAGGGGCAUGGGAUUGGGGGGGGACGUGGCGGCCCGGGAUUGGCUGCGAGGAUGCAGGCACUGUUGGAGUAUGCAGAGGAGAAGCCAGGUGGCAACACGGCAUUGGCUGAGGAGUCUCUGCAACUCCUUGGCUGUGUGAGGACCCCGGAAGCAGCCUGCGACCUGCUCGUCCGCGCCGGCGCCCUGCCACUCCACUCCCUCUCCUUCCGCCUCGCUGCCUCCGCCAUGCCCGCAACCUUCCCAGCAAGUGUCGCUGAUUACUCUGCCAGUCUCGCAGCAAGCCCCCCGCCAGACCCCGACGAGAACAUACGUGUCGAUCUGACACAUCUCAAAGUCUACACCAUUGAUUCAUACGAUACAGUAGAGGUGGACGAUGGGUUGACUGCAGAAACCCUACCAGACGGCCGGAUCAAGGUCUGGAUCCACGUGGCUGAUCCGAGCCGCUGGACGAGGCUCGGGGACAGGCUCGACACGGAGGCUCGGAAACGGGCCACGUCCGCGUAUUUCGCCACGGGAGCUGUGCCUAUGAUUCCGUUUUCCCUUGCUGCUGGUCCCAUGAGCCUCUCUCUUCCUCCUACUCCUCCUCCUCCUGCUGCUGCCGCUGCUGGUGGUGCUGCUACUGGAAAUUCCGCUUCUGCAGUCGUCUGUGCGGUUACUGUAGCAGUCACACUGAAUCCGGAUUUUAGCAUUGAUGACGUGGACAUCAUGAAUUCUUUCAUCUGCCCGACCUAUCGCCUAGCCUACGACCAGCUGCCCGAAAUGCUUGCAAUGGCGGGCGAACACGAACCAGAGCUUCUCCUCCUAUCAGACGUUGCCGCCGGCCGGUUACGCUACCGCUUGCAAAACAAGGCGGCAAACAUUUCCAUCCCCGAAUCCGACAUAAAAGUCUUUUCAGCCACGUCACACUGCCCGGAAAUCUCGGUCAGCACGAUCGACCAGUCCGACCCGUCCCGAAGGCUCGUGUCCGAAGCUAUGGUUCUCUGCGGCGAGGCUGUGGCUAGGUUCGGCGCCGAACGUGACUUGCCGCUGCCGUACCGAGGCCAAGGCCCUCCGGACAGAAUGACAGAUGAGGAUGAGGAGGAUAUGCAAGCGCUUCCCGAGGGGCCGUGUAGGGCGGUGCAUUUGCGAUCGUUUAUGAGUCGCAGUGAGAUUAAGUGCUCCGGGCCGAUUCCGCAUGCUGGGCUGGGACUGCAGGGAUACGUGCAGUUCUCAUCACCGAUUCGAAGAUACUCGGACCUGCUGGCACACUAUCAGGUGAAGGCCUUGCUACGGGGUGAGCCCCCUCCGUUAUCGGUAUCCGAUCUCGACACAAUCGUAUCGCACUGCGCCGCUCGGCAACGGGAAGUCCGGCGGGCGGAGGGCGCGGUGGAACGCUACUGGCUGCAGGAGUACCUGCGCCGGCUGCCGGCCAAUACCGUGCUGACAGCUGUCAUGCUCAAGUGGCUCCGGGCUGACGGCAGCCCGCUGGCCCUUAUGCUGGUGGAGGAGGUGGGGAUGGAGACAGUAAUGAAGAUGCAGCGGGACGUACGAGUGGGUGAUUCUGUAGAUGUGAUUAUAGCAGAGGCAGACCCUGCAAGGGACAAGCUGCGGCUAGUGGAAGCACCUCCCAGCUACAGGGAAGCUCAGAUGAGAAGUAUAAUGGAUGGGGAAGGAGAUGAAAGAGGGGUGGAGGAUGCUGGGGAGGAGGGAGGAGGGGAAGGGGAGUUGGAAGCUGGGGAGAGGGAGAGCAGUGGAGAGGCAUGGGAGGAUAGUGUAGACAUUGAGGCUCAGCCACUUGCGAAGCUGUGA